Messenger RNA from Coregonus clupeaformis (lake whitefish), 4331 nucleotides. It is a transcript of the gene znf408, whose product is annotated as zinc finger protein 408. NCBI's taxonomy places the organism in Eukaryota, Metazoa, Chordata, Actinopteri, Salmoniformes, Salmonidae. The record is from RefSeq and is a predicted model, not a curated record. Bases 1126 to 3408 code for a protein of 760 amino acids. The transcript is spliced from 5 exons.
UUGGCAAAGAACAAAAACAGCAAGGUACGGUAGCUAAAGAUCCAUGCCUAUAUCAUGUAAUCAUUUGGCUUUUUAACCAUUCGAAUUAGAAUAAAUAUAGCAUUUACGAUGUGCGUGAAAGGACAUGUUUCCUGUCGGAAUGUUUAGAUAGACAGGAACUUCAGGACUUCCGGAUUCUGUCCUUGGCUGGAGAACGAUGAUUUUCCCGGAGUUUUCAAAUGGAAAAAACGAAUGCUAUAAAUUGUCAAAGACCCUGUGGAUAUCCUGAGUUAGUUGAAAUAAUAUUUUCGAGUUAUUGCCGCGAAUCGAACGUCUACUUGAAAGAUGUUUGAUAUCCUAACAGUAGUAUCAUGUCCACACUGUCGUCGACUGGUUAGCCAGACAACAACAAUGUUGCAUGCAUGGUAGCAAAGACAGUAGCUUGAAUUUGUUAGUUAGCAUUAUCAGUGCCACCAAGAACAAAUAGAAUAAUCGCUUAUAACGUUAACGUUAUUAGCUAGCUAUCAAGCUUAAUAACUAUUGUUACUAGAUUUCUGACAUCUACUCAAGCCUGUUCCAGCUAGCUACUGAAAUCAUAGCUAGUUAGCUUGCUAGCUCGCCAGUUAAUAGUUGGCUUGUGCUUCUUCAUAAUAAUUUGCUGCCUGUGUCACGAAUUCAUUGGCAAACUUACUCACGGUCCCUUGUCGACGUGUACUAUUUCCAGUUAAACAGGCCAACUUUUGUUAGUGGGCAAACUUUGUUAACGUUGGCUAAUUGUUUUGUCAGGGGCUUACAUUAGCGCUGAAAUGCGUUGCCUUGUCCGCGCAUGCUCAUGCAUACAUAAGUUGUCACGACGAAGCUUGCCUGCCGUCAGGGGACUUAAACGAUGGCCAUAAAACUCAGCUAGCUAUAUAACUAUGAGAGUAGGAUGGACUCUCUGGGUAUGAGGGGCCCAUCCUAAACCAGGACUCCCUACACAGUGUGCUGAAUGCUGUUCCUCGUGGACUGACAGUGGGCCCCUCUCUAGCAAAUGAUGGCCAGUUGGGGCUCUGGUGUGUAGGACAUGCUCUGCAGAAAGGGAUUCUUCUGGGCGUGGAAGACCAAAGCAACACCUUUGACCAAAGUGAAGACUUUACAGAGAGCUUGAUGGAAGAAGCAUAUCAGACGAUAAUCAAUGGGCAUCUUUGGGACAGGUGCUAUUGGAUUAGAUUUGCCUGUAAUGCAAGGAGAAAGGAUGAACAGAAUGUUACUGUUCAUGAGGUGGAUGGAAGUCUCUGUCUAAGGGCCUGCAAAGACAUCAACCCAGGGACAGAACUUCUGCUUUGGAGUUUCCUAGCUGAUCCUCUGGAACACGAUGGAAGCCAAGGAGGGUCACUAACAACACCAGGCAAACCUCGCAAACAAGUUACACCUCGCAAGUCCAGAGAGGAUGGAUCCCCAGGUGUAAACUCCACGGAGCAAGAGCUCAAGCUCACAGAGCCUGAGGAGCACACUGAAGAUUCAGACAUGUCAACUUCUCCACUGGGGUCUACAAAGUCUAUGGUGGUGGAGGAGGAGAAAAGCCAGACUGGAAUCAAAAGGAGCAAACCUCUUAUCUACAAAAUGAAAAAGAGAUGUGUGAGAGACUCUCAUUCCAGUGGUGAGAAAACAGUGGAACAGAAUGGAGAAGUUGACUCAUGCAAAAUAAUAAAAACAGAAAGUUUCAUUCCGGAAAGAACCAAUGUGCCACGCUCUAAUGAGGACAAACGUGUGAGGCCUGCAGACGAGCCUCCAAAGAGCAGUGAAGAACCAGGUAAUGUGGUAAAACAUCUCCAGGAGGAGCAGUGGCCACAGGUUGUCAGGGCCAGUUGCAGACUGGCUGCGAAACCCAGGAAGGUGCAUUCAUUAGUCAGCUGCAUCCACAAGCGUCUUCAAGGGCGCAAAAACAGGUAUCUUGAUCGUCAAGUGACACUGGAGAUUACGUCCAGAGUUGGUGAUGAAAAUGGACAAGCUUGCCAAGAAACAGAUAUAACGGAUAGAGAAAAUAUAAGCUCAGAUGAAAUCACAAAGGAUAGUGACAAAGGGGGAAAGAAAGACCCAGAGGAGCUUAUGACAGCUCCAGACCUCUUUAACACCAGGGAAAGGAGGUAUACAUGUGACAAGUGUGACAAGAGUUUCUUUCAGCUCUGUCACCUGAAGAAGCACAAAUUCACCCACUCGGACCUAAAGCCUUACUUAUGCACAGAGUGUGGUAAGAAUUACAGCUCCCAAGAGAACUUCAGGGCCCACCUUCUGAUGCAUAAGGGAGAGAGGCCAUUCAAGUGCCAGCAGUGUGACAAGAGCUAUGGCCUGAAACGAGACCUGAAGGAGCAUGAAGUUCUCCAUACAGGAGAGAGGCCUUUCGUCUGCGAUAUCUGUGGGAAGGCUUUUGCCCGUCGGCCUUCACUACGUAUUCAUAGGGAGGCCCACCGCGCUAAGGAAGAAAAUUACCACGCUCCUAAGCUCAAGUGCCCUGUCUGCGAUAAAGAACUGGCCAAUUCGGGCUCCCUUAGGAAUCACAUGCGCUUGCACACAGGAGAACGGCCUUAUGCAUGUCCCCACUGCAAUAAGACAUUCCGACAGCGGGGGAACCUUUUGGGGCACCUACGCAUCCACACAGGGGAAAAGCCUUACAAGUGCAACCAUUGUAAUCAGUGCUUCUCACAGGUGCCUGAACUCCGCAGACACCUCAUAUCACACACAGGGGAAGUCUACCUCUGCCCUAUAUGUGGCAAAGCCUUGCGGGACCCCCACACCUUGCGUGCCCAUGAACGUUUACACACAGGGGAGAGACCUCACAAGUGUGAGGUGUGUGGGAAGGCCUACACAAUGGCCACCAAGCUACGCCGCCACAUGAAGUCCCAUCUUGAGGAGAAGCCCUACAAAUGUCAGACAUGUGGUGCUGGCUACACGCUAAUGCAGAGCCUGGUUCGCCACCAGCUCUCCCAUAAAAAGAGAGAAGAUAGGACAUCUGGGGAGCUAGCUGACGCUCUGGCAGCUCUGGAGUCUAGCCACUCCGCCCCUGCUCGAGGCAGACCUAGAAAGACCCCUCGCAAGACAGAGGUCAAGCCAUGGGUCGAUGUCCCUGAAGAGAACAUGGAGGGUCGGACAGUAGUGUACGUUCAGGCCAUCGAAGACUUAGCCAUGCCUAACUCAGGGGAGGUUAUUGUCAGCACCUAUGACUCAUAUCAUGAUAGUGCUAUAUCUUCUGUGGUAAUAGAGGAAGGGUUGGAACAGGAUGUGGGCCAGAUCCAGCUAAAUGAGAAUGUUAUUGAGAUAAUUGUCUCAGAUUCUAAUGAUAAGUGUAUUGUGGUAAGGGAGCACAAAACACACAGCAACCUGGUGAUUCUACAGGGAGAGGAUGGACUGAGCUCUGUGGCAGAGACAAUAGAGAUAGAAACAGGAGUUUAAAACUGCAAUUCACACCAUUUUGCUUUCUGUUGCUGUUUUUAAAAAAAUCUUAAAAUAAAACCAAGAAUGUGAAUAAAAACUAUAUUUUUUUGCCUGCUAGAUGUACUUUACCUAAAAGAAGACAAUAAGCAGUACUUGGAAAAUACAUUUGUCAUGAAUAUAAGAUAUGUUAUGAUAUCACCAUCAGGAUACUCCAUUUAGAUUACUGGAGAAGGGAGCCAUAGCUGUCAACGAGUUAAAGAUAUCAGCAAAUAUUGACUCCCCUCUGUGGUGGACCUUGUCUAGCCACUAUCUGCUGCAAAUGUUAUUUUCAAGAACUGUACUAAAACUACCUGCCCCCGUAUUUUAGGAAAUAAAUGUCUUAAUGGUUACAAAGAGAAAUCCUCAUGAAUAGUUUGCUUUUUAUAUCUGACCAAAAUAUAUUUGAUCUCUGGAGAAUGUUUAUGAAGGCUUUUUAAAUAGCUUUACUGUAUUUUAACACACUAUUGUAAAUAUGGGCCAUCAACAAGAUGAUCAUUAUUGUUGAAGAUUCCAAUUAAAAGAGAGAAAAUAACACCGCUGUGGUGGCUUUACAACUGUUGUAUGUGUUUUUGAACACGACUUUGACUUUUCACUCUUUAUCCAAUGCGUCAUUCGAUAUUUGGGUGCAAAUAUUUAGAUGGUUGGGACAUGAAUCAACAAACAUUCUGGUUUGGAGCAACUUUAGCGUGUGUUGCUAUGCUUGUCUAUGCAGCUUAGCGGAACACACUAACAUAGUCUAAAAGAGCAGAUAGCAGUAUUUAAAAGGUUGAUUUAUUGUGUAUGUAUUUGACAUUGCCUUGAAUUCUUUAUCAUUUUAUAUUCUACUUGUAAUUACUUAAUAUAUUUUUUCAUAUAAAGUAAUCCAUGUGUAGGCCCUGACAGAAAAUAAACAAUGGAGAAAG